AUGCACUCAGUAUUGGGUCAAAUGCCGUCUAUCUCGACCACGUUCACCGUUGUGAAUGACCAAGCCGCCGCUGGGGAUUUUCCAGAGCACCUAUCCAGCGACGAAACAGGUUCUGCCCCAACAGACUCUAACGCUGGACGAGUUCACGCAUUGCCAUCAACGGUGGCCGAACUCCCUAACGAAAUCCUACUGCACUGUUUCUCAUUCAUGGUUCUCAAGACGCUUAUCAUUUCUCGAUGCGUCUGCGCAACAUGGCGCACCUUGGUUCCGCUCGCCGAGCUCGACCCUCUCCGGCGGCGCCUCCUUGACCUAUACGACACUGUCAUAAAUACCUCCUACUUCCUCGAGACGCGCCCGUGGACACUGGCCCACCUCGACCCGACGUUCGACCGCGAGGCGUACAUCGCCGCCCUGGACGCACAAGAUCCCACCCUCGGCGUCCCCGCCGACUUCCGCAUGUUCGUCCUCGAAUGGCCCGCGUGCGCCGCCGUCCAGUCCCUCUGGCCCGGGCUCCCCCUCCUCGAGUGCCGCAAGUCAAAUAUCGAGCGCAGGAAAAGCGUCAACUUCAUCGCGCGCAUCCCACCCCCGGGCCACCUCGAGCUCUCCGCGCUCACGUACAAGCUCGACUACCCCGGCGUCGCGUUCGUCCCUGCGCUGCUCCUCUGGCGGAACGACGGCGACAGCACGGAUUGGCUGAUAUUCGACGACGACCGCCACCCAGAGCUCUCCGGCAAAGUCUUUGCCAUCUCGCUGCGCCUUGACCCCGACCUCGUGCCCUACUGCGAGUGGGGAGACGGCCCCGAGGACUGGACAGACUAUCGCGUUUUGGUACCGAGAGGCGACUACAGUGAUUUCAAUGUGUUUCACGAUUGGAUCGAAUAUCUGCACCGGAUGUGGCGCGACCUGGGUAUUUGCAGACCUUUUGGCCGGGUGUCUCGCGAUGUGCUGCCGCAUGAUGACGCUCCGGUGUGCUUGGAGGGAAACGACGACUUUGCUGAUCGCACCCACUGUGAUAUUCCGGCGCCUCCGUGGACCAGGCGAAGGGAACCCCAGUUUUGGAAGUGGUUGCGGCUCGAGGAAUGA
Molecule: messenger RNA, 1083 nt
Organism: Cyclocybe aegerita
Lineage: Eukaryota; Fungi; Basidiomycota; Agaricomycetes; Agaricales; Hemipholiotaceae
Source: the annotation of a GenBank genome assembly